AUGGCGGGGCUAAUGGAACCGAGUGCGAGUGAGAAUGAGUCUCUCACAUCGGUGACGGGGCCAAAUCUUGAGAAUGAGCCUCUCAUGCCCGCUUAUGUGGCGAUUCAGCCCGCUUCAGCAACCGAAAGUAGAGAUUAUCCGGAUCAGGAAUCCAGGACUAAAUUGUAUCUCUUUUUAUUGACGCUCAGUAUGGGGGGCCUUGAGAUAGUCUGGUCUGCCCAACAUUCUAACGGCUCUCCAUUUCUAGCCUCCCUGGGAAUGAGCAAGUCUUUGCUAGCCUUUGUCUGGGUUGCCGGUCCUCUCACGGGGAUUAUCGCGCAACCGUACAUUGGCAUCCGCAGUGAUAACUGCCGCAGUUCCUGGGGUAAAAGGAAACCGUUUAUGGUGAUCGGAGGUGCAGCAACCGUGAUAUUUCUAUUGGCUUUGGCGUGGGUCCGAGAAAUAGCCAGUGUUAUCACUGGCGUUUUCAAUAUUGAUGUUCAGUCCGAUGGAGCAAAAGUAACGACCAUUGUCAUUGCAACAGUUUUGGUAUACUGCUUAGAUUUUUCUAUCAACUCGGGUAUAAACGCUUUCAAUUCUCAACAAGUGAAAUCAUCUGACUUAUCCUCUUUUAAAAAUCAAGCUAAUGCCUGGGGAAGCCGUCUCGCUAGUGCUGGGAAUAUUUUCGGCUAUAUCCUUGGUUACAUGAAUCUGCCAAAGGCGUUUCCAAUCUUUGGAAAUACCCAAUUUAAAGUCCUCGGUGUUAUUGCAAGCUUUUUUCUGGCAAUUACACUUGCGAUAAGCUGCUCUUACAUUAAGGAGAAAGACCCUCGCAAGGAACGACCAGCAUUACAAAACCUGAGUAUAAUUUCAUGCUGCACUCUGACUCUCAGAUAUAUUCCGCGACUUUCAUUACGGAUACGUAAGGUCUGCGGAAUUCAAUUUGCGGCGUGGUGUGGAUGGCUUCCUUUCUUGUUCUAUUCGACGAUGUUCAUCGGGCAGAUAUAUGCGAAUCCCAUCUUUGAGAAAGAUCGCGAUCUAUCGGAUGGUGAAAUAACUAAAAUCUGGGAAGAUGCUACGCGUAUUGGCACGUUUGCCUUACUUAUUAACGCGGUCAUUUCGUUAGUAGCAAGUGUCGUCCUACCGCUGCUCGUUACACCUUCAGAUAAGGAAAUCAAAAAGCCAGGGGAUGCCAGCAUCAAUUCUGAGCUGGAACGGCCAGUUUCAACUCCCGAUAUCUCGGGUUGGACUACGGUUAAUGAACACAACACAGAAACCCAGAAAAACAGACGUGACGUCUCAAAAUUUAACAUUCCUGGUCUAACGCUUAAGCGGGCAUGGCUGCUUUCACACGUCCUCUUUGCGGGCUGCAUGUUCAGUACAGCUCUCAUCUCUUCUGUACAAGCAGCUUCGGCCAUAAUAGGAAUUGUCGGUGUUUCUUGGGCUGUUACAUUAUGGGCGCCGUUUGCAUUCAUCUCGGCCGAAGUUGCUCAGUACAAUCAAGCAGAAACACAAUCACAAGACGUCCAAGGGAGGCCAUACGAUGAAAGGGUGGUGCCCUGGGCGACUGAUGACUAUGAAGGCCCUCUCGUGGAUGAUGAGGAUAGGGCAGCCAACCAAUCUGGAGUCGUACUUGGUAUACACAACAUAUGUGUCUCGUUUCCGCAGAUAAUUUCUACCCUUAUCAGCAGCGGGAUAUUUCAUGCGCUGCAGAAGCCUCGAGGGGAACCUUGGGAUGACAGUGUCGGCUGGGUGCUGCGAUUUGCAGGCUGUGCUGCCUUGGUAGCAGCAUUUCUGACGAACUCUAUGUAA
Messenger RNA from Talaromyces rugulosus, 1791 nucleotides. RefSeq lists its product as uncharacterized. The record is from RefSeq and is a predicted model, not a curated record. The coding region runs from base 1 to 1791 and encodes 596 amino acids. Gene Ontology annotation, cellular component: membrane. The transcript is spliced from 4 exons. Lineage: Eukaryota; Fungi; Ascomycota; Eurotiomycetes; Eurotiales; Trichocomaceae. Gene Ontology annotation, molecular function: sucrose:proton symporter activity.